Erigeron canadensis is the source of this 1411-nucleotide messenger RNA. RefSeq names its product dnaJ homolog subfamily B member 13-like. NCBI's taxonomy places the organism in Eukaryota, Viridiplantae, Streptophyta, Magnoliopsida, Asterales, Asteraceae. Gene Ontology annotation, molecular function: protein-folding chaperone binding. Bases 172 to 1221 code for a protein of 349 amino acids. The record is from RefSeq and is a predicted model, not a curated record. The transcript is spliced from 3 exons. Gene Ontology annotation, cellular component: cytosol.
AUUCUUGGGGAGCUUCCACACACCACCAAGCUUUUCUUUGUUUAAUCAUCAAUUACUCGUACUUAUUUCUAUCUCUUUCUCUCUCACACACACGCACCGCUACUUGAACAAUCUGAUAUAUCGACUGCAAAUAAUAAUUCAAUUGUGAAAGGAAGAGAAGAAGAAAUUGAAAUGGGAGUUGAUUAUUAUAAGAUAUUGGAAGUUGAUAAGAAUGCUAAAGAUGAUGAUUUGAAGAAAGCUUACAGGAAGCUUGCUAUGAAAUGGCAUCCUGAUAAAAACCCCAAUAACAAAACCAAUGCUGAAGCCAAAUUCAAACAGAUUUCUGAAGCUUAUGAUGUUUUGAGUGAUCCUCAAAAGAGAGCAAUAUAUGAUCAGUACGGUGAAGAAGGGCUGAAAGGACAAGUGCCACCGCCGGAUGCUGCGGGUGGUCCUGGCGGCGGUGCCACCUACUUUUCAACUGGUGGAGGCACACCCUUCACAUUUAAUCCGAGAAGCGCGGAUGAUAUAUUUGCAGAGUUUUUCGGGUUUAGGGGUGGUGCUGGUAGUGGACCAGGAGAUGGCAUGAGGGGGACAAGGUUUUCGAGUAGUAUGUUUGGUGAUAAUAUGGGUGGGUUUGAUAGUAUUUUCAGCUCGUUUGGUGGUGGCGGCAGUGGUGCUGGAGUUGGAUCGGGUACCAGGAAAGCUGCCCCAAUUGAGAGGAGCCUUCCUUGUACCCUUGAAGAGCUUUAUAAGGGUACUACAAAGAGAAUGAAGAUAUCAAGAGACAUUGCUGACAUUAGUGGCAAGACAAUGACAGUGGAGGAGAUAUUAAACAUUAACGUAAAACCUGGAUGGAAGAAAGGCACCAAAAUCACCUUCCCAGAGAAAGGAAACGAGCAACCAAACAUGAUACCCGCAGAUCUGAUAUUCGUCAUCGAUGAAAAACCGCAUACCACUUUUACUCGUGAUGGCAAUGAUCUGGUUGUAACACGGCGGAUAACUUUGGCUGAGGCGUUGACUGGUUGCACUGUCCAAUUGACCACCCUUGACGGCAGGAACCUCACAAUCCCGAUAAAUAAUGUAAUCCAUCCUGAUUAUGAGGAAGUAGUCCCUAGAGAAGGGAUGCCUAUUUCAAAAGACCCGACUAAGAAAGGGAAUCUCAGGAUCAAAUUCAACAUCAAGUUCCCUUCGAGAUUGAACGCUUCUCAAAAGAGCAUGAUUAAAGAACUGCUUAACGGUUAGAUGAUCUGAUGAUGUAUGCAAAAUGCAAUAAUGGGUUCUUCCUUAUAAGUUUUAGAGUUCGAUUCAAAAUUUACAUACAUUGUAACAAAUAAAGUAUACUUGAGAUUAAUCUAGUGUGGUGGUUGUACCAUGUAAAGUGACUCACUUGCACCAUCUCUUCUCUUAUGGGAAUUUUCUUGAUUACAAUUAA